UCAUUAGUUUGGGCACUUCCGGUUUACUUUGGGCACUUCCGGUUUACGAUGUUCGUCUAGUUCAUAAACAAUAAGAAGUAGUCGAGUUGUGUUAACUCUUACAAGCCUUGGAAAAGAUAAGUCUACAUCUGUGAAGAACAUCUUCACCCUUAGCAACAGAAGUGGAGCUUCAGGAUGCGGACAGAGGAGCCACAGCCCUCCCACAUUAAGAAGGAAGAGGAAUACCCACUGAUACCCCAUUUUAAAAAGGAAGAGGAGGACCCACUGACACCCCAUUUUAAAAAGGAAGUGGUGGAUCCACUGACUCCUCACUCUAAGGAGGAAGAGGAGGACCCAGUGACCCCUUACAUUAAAGAGGAAGAGGAGGAAGAGGGCAUCAGUCAGCCUAAAUGGUUGGAGGAGUUCCCAGUGACUGGUGUCCCUGUGAAGAGUGAAGAUGAUGAGGUGAAAGGUGAAAGUGAGGAGAGGGGAGGGGGGGAGCCUCCAAGCAGCAGCUCAACACAACACAUGACAACAGAAGCUGAUGGAGACCACUGUGGAGGAUCACAAGCAGACAAGCUCUUAGCUCCACUAUCAGAUAGUGAGGACACAACGUCACACUCUCCUGACACUGAUGAUGAAGACUCUAAAGAUGAUAAGACAUGUCACACUGACAACACUCACUUCACAUCUUCUCACUGUCACAAAACUCUUAAAUACCAUUGUCGUCUGAAAUCACACAUGAGAACACACACUGGAGAAAAACCUUUUUCUUGCUCAGAAUGUGGUAAAGGUUUUACACGAAGUCAACAUUUGAAAGUACACAUGAGAACACACACUGGAGAAAGACCUUUUUUAUGUUCAAUCUGUGGGAAAGUUUUUAUUCAAAGGUACUAUUUAAAAUCACACAUGAGUACACACACUGGAGGAAAACAUUGUUCCUGCUCAGAAUGUGGUAAAAAUUAUACUCAAAGCCAUAAUUUGAAAACACACAUGAGAAUAGACACUGGAGAAAAACCUUUUUCAUGUUCAAUCUGUGGUAAAAAUUUUACUCGAAGGCAACAUUUUAAAACACACAUGACAAUACACACUGGAGAAAAACCUUUUUCAUGUUCAAUUUGUGUCAAAAAUUUUACUCAAAGGCAAUCUUUGAAAGUACAUAUGAGAUUACACAAUGGAGAAAAAAAAUGUUUCCUGCUCAGACUGUGGUAAAAGUAUCGUACUAAAUCAAAGUUUAAAAGUACAUAUGAGAACACACACUGGAGUAAAACGUUUUUCAUGUUCAAUCUGUGGUAAAAAUUUUACUCGAAGGCAAAAUUUUAAAACACACAUGACAAUACACACUGGAGAAAAAACCUUUUUCAUGUUCAAUUUGUGUUGAAAAUUUUACUCAAAGGCAAUCUUUGAAAGUACAUAUGAGAUUACCACUGGAGAAAAUAAAAUUUCCUGCUCAGAAUGUGGUAAAAGUUUUGUAAUAAAUCAAGGUUUAAAAGUACAUUUGAGAACACACACUGGAGAAAAACCUUUUUCCUGUUCAAUCUGCGGUAAAGAUUUUACUCAAAAGAAGCAUUUCAAAGCACACAUGACACUACACACUGGAGAAAAACCUUUUUCAUGUUCAAUCUUUGGUAAAAAAUCUAUUCGAAGGCAACAUUUAAAAACACACAUGAGAAUACACACUGGAGAAAAACCUUGUUCCUUCUCAUAAUGUGGUAAAAGUUGUGUCAUAACACAAAGUUUAAAAGUAAAAAUGAGAACACACGCUGGUGAAAAACCUUUCAUAUGUUCAGUAUGUUGUAAAAGUUAUAUAGAAGGACGACAAUUAAAAUUACACAUGAUAUAGCACUCUGGUGAAAAACCAUACUCCUGUUCAAGAUGCAACAAAAGCUUUCGUCACCGACAAUCUUUCACAGUACACAUGAGAAUACACCCAGGAGAGAAAGUGUUGAGUUGCAGUGUGUGUGGUGAAAGAUUGUCUUCUAAGUACCAGUGUAAGAAACACAAGUGUGCUGGUGAGAACAGCAGCAGCAAAUGAAACUGCAGGAUUUGAAAUAAACUGUCCAGACUUUCAUUUUGACUUUCUAACAACAUCAGCACAUAUAACAUGUGUGACAUUGUUGUUUGUCUAACAAUCUGUUUAAUAUGCUUCUACAUUUAUAGAUUAGACACUUCAGAUUAGUGUGUUUAUUACAGUCAAGUACAUGAGUUAAUAUACACAUUUGUGUACUUUGAAAUGAACACAACAAUUUGACUGAAAAGGUGAGAAUAAACAGUACAUAAAAUUAUGUUACAUGCAAUAAACAUUGUAUGUGUAAAUAUCCAUAAUUUACCUCUCUACUUAUUCAUAAUAGUGUUUUAUAUGUUUUUUGAAAAAUGACGUGUUACAUAUCUUAUUUUCUAAUUGUAGAUAAUUGCAUAGAUGAACUCCUUUAAAUGAUGUACAUAUUUGUUUUACAUGUGUUCAUACCUUUGCUUUUGAGUACACAUAAAUCCCUCUUAGUUCAUAUUUACUGGUUCACAUCUGAAACAUCUUCUGGGCCACUUCUGGAAGCAUAUUAUUAUUUACUUUAUACAUCAUUUGAACAGUUGUCUUUUAUACAAGAUCUUUUACUUUUAUAAUGUGUGAUUUUUUGAAUAAUUUGUUGGGUCUCUAUAAUCCAUUCUAUUAGUUGUCUUUAUUACUCUCUUGUGUAAUAUGAUGAUUGUUGUGUGAUUGUUUUAUAUGUAUGUCCCCAGACUUUUAUGCAAUAAACAAUGUAUGUUUCAACUGAA
Nerophis ophidion (straightnose pipefish) is the source of this 2751-nucleotide messenger RNA. RefSeq names its product gastrula zinc finger protein XlCGF8.2DB-like. NCBI's taxonomy places the organism in Eukaryota, Metazoa, Chordata, Actinopteri, Syngnathiformes, Syngnathidae. Bases 175 to 1191 code for a protein of 338 amino acids. The transcript has 2 exons. The record is from RefSeq and is a predicted model, not a curated record.